Messenger RNA from Phytophthora sojae, 1329 nucleotides. RefSeq lists its product as hypothetical. The coding region runs from base 1 to 1329 and encodes 442 amino acids. The record is from RefSeq and is a predicted model, not a curated record. NCBI's taxonomy places the organism in Eukaryota, Oomycota, Peronosporomycetes, Peronosporales, Peronosporaceae. The transcript has 2 exons.
AUGCUUGACUACAAGAAUUUCAUCAACAAUAUUCGAGCCCAGACGGAAUUCUCGAGUGGUUAUGUUGAUAAGCACGGGUCUGAAUCCUUCCUAUUUCCCGACUCAUCUGGCUCACUUGUAUGGAACUCGGCUGCAGGUGCGAACGGUGAUGGAUAUUCGAAUAAUAGUGUGAAUGUUGCAGCUAAUCCCGCAACCACAGGUGUGUUACCUUACAACGACGGCUUUGUUAAGCGACUGCUAUGCAACCCGCCUCAAAGUGGAUCAUUCAAUACGUUUGGUUGGCCAACGAUUCCUGCUGUAAGUGCCACAUCCAUUGCCAACCAAUUGGGGCGCGGAGCGUUCGUAGCCGGCGCAGCAACUGCUGGUUCAAUUGCUGGUUCGUGGAACUACAUGCUAAAGAUUCGUCUGGUUGAUCUUCACCCCAUAUUCGAGGAACUGGAUCUCAUGGCCAACCCCCAAAUUAAACUAAGACUUCGAAUCAAUCAAGGCUCUGCUUUCAUUACAACUGACGCGUCGAAGAAUAUGACGCUUACAUCUGUAACGCUAGCAAGUGGUAAUGUUUGUCCUAUCAUGGUUUCGUCUGCAGCCGCAUCCAACCCAAACAACGGAGUACUUCCUGCUGCUGCCGGCCAGAUUACCGUGGCUUGGGGCGCCAUCACGAAUUCGCUAGAGCCUACCGUCGAUUCUACCUACAUGCCUUUCACGACUACUCGACUAUACGUUCCUUUCCUUGAUCUGGAGAACCCUUCAGCUCUCGUCACCAAACCUGAAAAGAAGCGAGCUGGAAUCGGUGUGAAAGGCGAUGGUACUCAGCACAACACCGCUUUCGAUCUACAACUAUCUGCUAGUCUGAAGAAUGCCAAAUACGUUGUUCUACUACCCUUCGCUGAAACAUCUUCAGGCAACUACGCUUCAGCCACAUGUCAGCAGUUCCAAUCGCCUUUCGACUCUGCGCCUUGGACGGUUCAGCCAGGAAGCUCGAUUCGAAAUUUUAACGUACGCAUUGGAUCCCAGCAAGUAUUCGAUCUGAACAGUGAUUACGACUUCAGCUCGUUCUGCAAUGAGUUCUCGAAGCUGAGUGCGAUCAAUGGCGACCUAACAGAAGAGCUUCAAAAUGGUCUCAUUGAUAUGAAGACUUGGUCCCUAACCAACCGAGUCUUGAUUGCUGAUGUAUCUCGUCUUACAGAAAAGGACGUACCUCAAUCGAUUCAGGUAAUGGGUACCAAUGCUUCUGCCCAAGGUGUGAAUCUUCUUGUUCUAGUAGCUUUUGAGAACGAGCUCACAUAUAACCGCCUGACGGGCGAGGUCACCGACUACACGGCAAGUUGA